AUGGUACUAAGUCAUACAGGGGUCAAUCAACUUGGAGGUGUUUUCGUUAAUGGUCGUCCAUUGCCUGAUCAUAUUCGCAAUCGAAUAGUUGAAUUGGCUCAUCAAGGCGUUCGGCCAUGUGAUAUAUCGCGUCAACUUCGAGUUUCUCAUGGAUGUGUAUCGAAAAUACUCGGUCGCUACUAUGAAACCGGAUCGAUUAGGCCGGGAGUUAUCGGCGGUUCUAAGCCAAAGGUAGCAACUCCAAAAGUUGUACAAACAAUUGCAGCAUAUAAGCGGGCUAAUCCAACGAUGUUUGCUUGGGAAAUUCGAGAAAAAUUACUUGAGACAAAAACAUUUGGCUUUGAUACUAAAUAG
This is a messenger RNA of Dracunculus medinensis (Guinea worm), 354 nucleotides long. Lineage: Eukaryota; Metazoa; Nematoda; Chromadorea; Rhabditida; Dracunculidae. The record is from the annotation of a GenBank genome assembly.